Messenger RNA from Mauremys mutica (yellowpond turtle), 2806 nucleotides. Its product is annotated as TLR adapter interacting with SLC15A4 on the lysosome-like. NCBI's taxonomy places the organism in Eukaryota, Metazoa, Chordata, Testudines, Geoemydidae. The record is from RefSeq and is a predicted model, not a curated record. Gene Ontology annotation, biological process: regulation of toll-like receptor signaling pathway. Bases 569 to 1498 code for a protein of 309 amino acids. The transcript is spliced from 2 exons.
AAGAAACUUGUACCUACAAACACUUGCCUCUGCAAAUCAGAGAGACAUCUAAUUUAAUAACUAAAUUCAGUUGUUUGUAGAUGGAAAUGAGCAAUAGAAAGCUUGAUUGCGUCCUUGCAUUUUGAAAUGUACUACGAGCAUGGCCAAAGGUAUUGAACGGAAAUCUAUUAGACACACUAAUCUUUUAGUAAUCUUAGUUAUUUUUAGUUGACAUAUUGCAAAAUUAAAAAACAGUCAUGCUAGUUGUGAACAUUACCCCAGAAUCAGUCCCAUCCAGACUCAUUUUUUACAUCCUCUUUUGGAUUUGGUGUCACUGCUUGUUUACAGACCACACAGUUUUCCACUGGUGACGGCACUUCUGUUUUAAAAAUUGUACAAAAAGAGGAACAAAAUUGUGUGUGCUCCAGUUAUUGCUCACACUGUCUGAAGUGAAUAAAGAGAAUUUAUUCUAAGGUUGCUGCAGUUGUAGUCGUGGAAUGUUAGGUUAUGUGACUAUCCGCAUCUUAUACGAUUCUGAAAGGGAAUAACGUGAACGCUGCUGGUUAGUGAGUCUCUAGCACUGAUCAACAUGUUGGCAGAAGGCAUCCUAACUGGAAUCAUAUACAAAGAAAGAAAACAGGACAUAGAUAAACCCCACAAAUGGCACAUACACAGAAAAGAUGAACGGGAAACUUGGAAAGAUCACCUUAUAGAUACACCAGCAAUUAAAGAUUUUGCUUCAGAAUCUGAGAAGCAGAAUGAGAUCAUUGCAAAAGGUAGCAAAAUUGAAGAUAAUAAAGAGCUUCAAUGGAAAUCUAAAGAAGAGCUACCUGCAAAAGAAUAUAAUGCACAUGUUAAAGGAACAAUAUCUGCAGCUUUACAUAUACCAGGAAGAGAACAAAAUCAUGAAAACCAGGUGGAUUUGUAUAGAUCCUGGUCGUGCCACAGUAUUUAUCAAAACUAUCCUGACUUACAUAUUGGAGGAGACCAUGUAGGAGGCUAUAUGCGGGAUUCAGGUUGCAUUAUGGACCACAUAAGUGAUGAACUUGUUGAUGGCCCGGUUUUACUGUCAGGAGAUAUUCUAUUGGGUCAUUCCCCUCAAAAUGAGCCUCUUGAAAAAACAGCUACAAAGUCCUUGAAUGGUGAUGAAGGUGGAGAAAGGAGUAUGACACUCCAGAAGCAGCCUCUUUCAAAUUCUGUGCUGAAUAACUACAUGGAUACAAAGGUGGAAGAGCUCUAUAAACAGUUUUUUGAAGAGAACUUGACCAGGUGUGGUUCUGUAACAAACCUCCUGACUUCCAGUUUGAUCAUGAAUAAUCUAAAACAGAUAAACCUUCAGAUCUCCCAAGAACAGACUAUAGAAACAUGUAAAGCUAGAGAAGUGCUUUUACAUUCUCUGGCUUUGUUUAGUUUCCGCAAUGCUGCCAGUGGAAACAGCUCUGAAUUUAGUACUCCAAAUUUACAGUUCUCAAACUUGCCAAGCAAGAGCAAGAGCUCCCGGGUACAGUUUACAUCAUGACUGCACUGUUUGGUUACAGCAGUGUUUCUCAAACUUUUGUACUGGUGACCGCUUUCACACACAAGCCUCUGAGUGUGACCCUCCUUAUAAAUUAAAAACAGUUUUUUAUAUAUUUAACACCAUUAUAAAUGCUGGAGGCAAAGCACGGUUUGAAGUAGAGGCUCACAGCUCGCAACCCCCCCAUGUAAUAACCUCGGGACCCCCUGAGGGGUAGUGACCCUCAGUUUGAGAACCCCUGGGUUACAGCCUAUUCUUCAGCUGCGGUCUCUUCUCUUUCAGGAUUAGUUUGUGAUAUGUACCAAAAUUAGACACUACUGACUUUUUAAAAUAAAUUUUGACAUUUAAACCACACUUUGUCUGUGAUGCCACUUCAUUGCUUGUUACCAGACUAAGAUAAAGAUCAUCUGUCUUUGUGUGGUUGAAUGUAAUCCAAAUGAAAUUUUUUUUACAAAAUCCUAUUGAGCCAAAUUUUCAAAGUGGCCUAAGACCAGCUUCUAAGAGUCCAGCCCCGCCAACACCUAGUAUGUGAGUAAUUAUACACAGGACUAGUACUUAUGCAAUCAAAGUUAGUCACGUACAUUAAUGCUGGUAAGAUUUUGCCUUAAGAAAUUAAUCCAGAACCCAAUGAAGUUGAUGGUUAGACUCACAUUGAUUUCAGUGAUCUUUGGAUAAGGCCAUAAAUUUGAAACCAUAAUUUUGUGCAUUUAAAUUUAGCGGUUGCUAUUGCAGAUUUCACCCAUUAUGUCUGAGAAAAUGGCCUUCUGUUUUGAAAAUCCUGUUUAACAAUUUGGUUUAUUCUGCAUAGCAUCUUACAUAUAUCAAAUGUAUAUAAAAAUGUUUAUCAGAGAGGAAAAUCAAUGACACUCUGUAGAAGGAUGAUAUGUGCAUUUAUAUGAAGUUAAUACAUGUUUUGUAUUAUACAGGUAGAGUACAUUACAAUGGAAAACUACAGAUACAUCAGCUUCUAAAAAUUUAAAUAACAGGUCAAGUUUAUAAAAUGCUAAAAGUAUGUCAGUUACUGUAAAGGUGACAUUUCUGUUCAUUUAAAAUGUCAUUUACUUAAAUAAAAGUUUCCAUAUUUAUACAACAAAAUCCACUCAGAUUCCCAGAAUAUAUAAAAUGAUUACUUCUGCCUACCAUUUGCAUUUUAAAAAUAAGACUCCUUGUGUUUUUCUGAAAAAUACACCCUUAUGACCUCAGCAAGUUAAGAGUGUGUUGCAAUGUUACUGAAAGGCAAAGAUAUUGCAGUUUUUGUUCCUAUUACCCUAAAUCAGUAGUUCUCAAAUGUUGUACUGAUGACCCCUUUCA